Messenger RNA from Talpa occidentalis (Iberian mole), 8230 nucleotides. RefSeq names its product centrosomal protein 164 (gene CEP164). The record is from RefSeq and is a predicted model, not a curated record. Bases 365 to 6466 code for a protein of 2033 amino acids. NCBI's taxonomy places the organism in Eukaryota, Metazoa, Chordata, Mammalia, Eulipotyphla, Talpidae. The transcript has 35 exons. Gene Ontology annotation, molecular function: protein binding.
UUCCGGAAGUGGUUGUUAGGCCGCUGCAGGGCAACACCCCGGCGUCCCUGGAAGCGGGGAGCCGGGGUGGUGCUGGGCAACCUGCGCAGAGCCGGGAGUCCUCGCCCUGAGCCUCCAGCAGCCGGGGACAGGCCCCCCUCCAUUCCAGCCUGCAUUCCCAGUGGCCGUUCUGAAACUAUCUGGAAGAACCCUUUCUUGGCUCCCAGGUCUGAUGAUCAAGGCCCAGUUCUCAGAUGGCCUGAAUGCCGCUGCCUCACCAGCACUGUCUCCAGCUGUGCUGCUGCUUGCUUGGUGGUUGUAGGGGCAGGAAGGGCACAGAGCAGGAUCUCUAUGAUCCAAGCAGGCAUUCAAGCUCAGGCCAGUCAUGGCUGGAAGACCCAUCCGCAUAGGAGACCAGCUGGUGCUGGAGGAAGAUUAUGAUGAGACCUACAUUCCCAGCGAGCAAGAAAUUCUUGAAUUUGCCAGAGAGAUUGGCAUUGAUCCCAUCAAGGAACCCGAACUGAUGUGGCUGGCGCGAGAGGGCAUUGUGGCCCCACUGCCUGUGGAGUGGAAGCCAUGCCAGGACAUCACAGGGGACAUUUACUAUUUCAACUUUGCCAACGGGCAGUCCAUGUGGGACCAUCCGUGUGAUGAGCACUAUCGGAACUUAGUGAUCCAAGAGCGAGGGAAGCUGUCAACUUCCGGGGCCAUUAAGAAGAAAGACAGGAAAAAGAAAAAGGAAAAGAAAGACAAGAAGGACAGAGAGACCUCCAAAAGUCCCCUGGAUACACAGCCUGAGCAGGGACUUCCGCCUGCCUCCUCCAUUCUCCGUGGCCCAUCCCCUCUCUCAGCACCUGGGCUUGCUGAUCUGGACCUAGACCAAGAACUGCAGGCUAGAAGUGAGGGCUCGUUUAAGAAAGGGAAGAACCCAGGCGUGCUGGGAGACACUCCCUGGCCCCUCAUGGGCACCCUGCCCAGCAAGCUGCAGCCACUCUCCAAAGGCCAAGCUCCCCGAAACCACCAGAUCUUUGCCGACGUGGAGAAAAUUUUAGGCAGGGCCCCCGUCCAAUGCAUGGCAGAAUUAGGUGAUCAGCAGGGUCUGGAGAAACCCCAGAAGCUGACAGAGAAAAUCUACCUGGGAUUUUCAGACCCUGAAAUAGAAGAGCUGGACAUGAGAACGAGACAGCAGAAACCUGGCGCUCUGGGCUCUGAGACCAUUGGGCCUUUCCAGAAUGGGCAGGAUGUAUUAGAAAGCAGAAGUGAGGCCUCUAUCCAUUCAAGGCUUUCUGAAACCAGCAAGGGCCUGCAGCUGAAAGGGGAGCAACACAGCCAGAGCAUGGCCAAACUGAGUUCCACUGGCCCCGGGGGAGACAAGGGCCAGAGCCCCAUUCCCUUGCCAUCCCCGGAGGAGGAGCAUUCCCUGUCUCCUUGUUCCUCUGAUCAGCUGCAGUCUAUCAGGAAGAGCAAGCUGUUCUUGGUAGAGAGCAGCACAGCUGAAGACCUGAGCUGCCAGGGUGUUCCUGGGGAAGGUGGGAGUGUGGGCAGGGGAAGAAAGAGGCGAGAACCCCCAAUAUUAUGGAUGGGGCAGGUCUCUAAGCUUGUCAACAAGGACACUCCUGGGAGCUGCAAAGAACCAGAGCCUUGUGACCCUGAGACUCCAGGGGCCUCAGCUAAUGAUCUACUUCAGCGACUCUUUCUAAUGCCCCCUGAUACCCUGGCUUCAGAACCAGCUCAGAACUCCCUUUCAGAGAGUGCCCCUAGGACAUCUCCUAGUGAGAAGAGACAACCUCCAGGGUCUUCAGAGCCCUCUGCAGAAGACAGGAAGCACAGUGUAUGUGGGCCUGACUUGGAGAGCAGCAGUAGUAACAUGGCCUCCCACCUAGGCUCUCAGAUUGUGGGGGAGAUGAACAACUUCCCCUGGGACCUGCAGACCUCUCAGGGGUCUAAGCAAGGACUAGGUCCUUUGGGCCCCAGAGAUCAACAUUGCUUCCCCUUCCUAGUUUCCCAGCUGUCCCACAUGCAGAGCUCUGCUGAGGAGCAGUCAGACAGUGAAGACUACUCUGAGGAUCAGAGGUUCUACCAGCACAUCCUGCAGAUGGCCGAUAUCUCCAGGCGGCUGGAGGACCUGGGGCUGCCUGAGAGCAUGCAGGAAAUACCGUGCAAAGACAUCACCAGCAUGAUCUGUUGCAUGGCAGCUGAGCCUUCCAGGAUGUCUAGUGAGGGUGAGCACGAGCCCAUCAGAGCCAUGGAGAGGGAGUCAAGCUUUCUGACGUGGGGGCCAGAGCUGUUGGAGCAUCCUCAGGGAGUGGCCCCAGCCCCUGCUGAGAAGGAGGCCUCUCAGCAAACUGGUGGCCGGCCAAACAUCAGCCCCCUCAGGCAAGGGCCAGUCGAACUGAAUUCCAACAGAGAGCCUGCUGCUGAGCCAGGCAGGAUACAGCUUCUCAACCAGGCCCUGGGCUCCUCCUCAGCCCUAGUCCACGUUCCUCUCGGGGGCCUGGCCCCUCUGCGAGGCCUGGUGGAUGGCCCGCCUGCUGCUCUUCGUGGGUCUCAGAGCGUGAGCCUGGGCAGUUCCGUGGAGUCCCGUCAGCUUGGAGAGCUCCCACUGCCUUCACAGGGUCUCAAGACUUCAGCUUAUCCAAAGGGUCUCUUGGGCUCUGUCCAUGAGGACAAGAAUGCUCUCAGUCUCUUGGCUUUGGGGGAGGAGACCAACGAGGAUGAUGAGGUGGAGAGCGACAAUCAGAGUGUGCGCAGCUCAAGUGAGCUCCUUAAGAACCUGCACCUGGACAUUGGGGCACUCGGGGGUGACUUUGAGUAUGAGGAGUCUCCACGAGCCAACCAGCCAGAGGGGAAGGAGGACGGUUCUCUGGACUCUGAAGCUGCCAGUCCCCCGACUCCCGGCAAGCUCUUCAGCCAAGGUGCAGACAGCAGCCUGAGUAGUGCCCAUGGCAAAGGGCGAGAGGAAAGAGGGCCGAGCUCUUGGCUCCCAGAGAAAGCAAAGAAUGAGAAGAGUGAUCCUGGGAGUUCUAGAAGCCUGGUGAUCCCUGGUGUGGACCCUGUGGGCGAACAGCCUGCCAAGGCCAAUACAAAAGAGGCACCAGAGGAGCAAGUGGAGGUCAGGGAAGAGGAUCUCAGGAAAGAAGAGGCAGCAAUGGAGCCAAAGAAGGAGGCUUCUGCCCCGAAAGAGAGCAGAUCCGACAUCAGUGAAGAGUCAGAGAUUAGUGACCACGUGAAAGACCUACAGCUCUCAGACGCUGCUGCCUUUGACCCCAAGUCCUUCUUUGACCUGGACUUCGGUUUCCGUAGCCGGGUCUCGGAGGACCUGGUGGAUGUCACCGUGCUUUCUACGGUUCUGGAUGGAGCCUGUCAAGCGGCCCAGAGAUUGGGAAGAGAAGACAAGGAUGACAGCCAGUCCAGUCGAAACGAGCGGCAGAGCCAGCAGUCCAAAGGCUUGGAGAGGUUAUCGCCUCCGCCUCUGCAUGGCGAGCGACUCCGGAGUCCCCUUCACAGCCAGACCUCCAAAGAAGGGUCACUGCAGCCCCCUGAAGACCAGGCUGAGCAGAAGGGAGCAGAGGAGCCUGGGGAGGACUCUGGAGGCAGCCCCAUCUCACCCGUGAUCCUGCGGAGGGAGGAGAGCCCAGGCCCACCUGCUGCCCGUGAGAGGGGCGUGGAGCAGCCCUCCCAGGCUGAGGAGCCGGGCCCUGGGCAGGAAGAGGCAGAGGAACCUGAGGAGAAGCCAGAGGUAGAGAAGAGGGCUCACCACACCACACAGGCCCACAAUGGGAAGGACCAGAGCUGGUCAGGAGGCAGAAGCAGCAGCAAGAGAGAGCAUGGUCCAGAGCCAUUGUUGGGAUUUUUAUGGGAAGGAGUGGGUGAAGCAGGGAGACUUUCAGAGCCUGCAGCUCCCCCAACACAGCUCUCAGAGACCUCCCUGCAGACCACAGAAGCAGCAGCAGCUCAAGAACUUGAGCAAGACCAGAGGUGGCUCCUGGAGUCGAAGCAGGAGAAUAUGCAGCGACUGCGGGAGAGGCUGUGGCAGGAGGAGGAGGAGGAGGAGGAAGAGGAGGAGGAGAUAGAGAUACCCCAGUUUCACCAGCAGAAAAAGUCUUUCAGUUCCCUGAAGGAGCAGCUGCAAAAAGGCGCUGAGACAGAGGAGACACGGAUGAGAGAGAAAGAAAGCCAGAGGAUCUCCUGGCUCCGGGCCCAGGUCCAGUCCAGCACAGAAGCUGGUGAAGGCCCAGUCAGGGCCGAGCAAGAGGCUUCUCUGCAGAGACUGAGAAAAGAGCUGGAAUUUCUACAGAAGGCUGAGGGGGUCAGCUUGGAACAGACAAACUGGCAAAUGCUAGAGCAUCUCAGGGAAGAUGUGGAGGCCUCGGAGAAGAACGAGCAGACUGCCCUGAGUGCUGACAAGGAGAAGGCUUUGCAGCAGCUGAGAGAGCAGCUGGACGGGGAGAGGAAGGAAGCAGUGGCAGCGCUGAAGAGAGAGCACCAAGCUGAGCUGGAGCGGCUCUCUUCCUCCUUGGAAGCCAAGCACAGAGAGGUGGUCUCUGGCCUCCAGAAGAAGAUAGAGGACGUGCAACAGAAAGAGGAGGCCAAGCUGCAGGUGAACCUUGGAUGGGCGGAGCAGAGAGCUCAUCAGAAAGUUCACCAAAUGAUGGAGUACGAGCGAGAGCUCAGUGGCCUCCUGAGAGAGAAGCGCCAGGAGGUAGAAAGGGAGCACGAGAGGAAGAUGGACAGGAUGAAGGCGGAGCACCAGCAGGUGGUGACUGACACCAGGGAGCAGUAUGAAGCCGAGGAGAGGAAGCAGCGAGCUGAACUCCUGGGGCAUCUGACUGGAGAGCUGGAGCGCCUACGCAGGGCCCAUGAGAGGGAACUGGAGACCCUGAGGCAGGAUCAGGACAGACAGCUGGAAGACUUGCGGCGGCGGCACCGGGAGCAGGAAAGGAAAUUCCAAGAUUUAGAAAUGGACCUUGAAACCAGAACCAAAGAUGUCAAGGCCAAAUUAUGUCAGCUGGACAUCCAGGAGGAGACUGCCUGGAAGCAGCAGCAGCUCCUCCGCGCGCAGAGGCGGGCUGUGCUGGAGAGUGAGGAAGCCACCACCACCCAGCAGCAUCUGGAGGAAGCAAAGAAGGAGCACAAUCACCUGCUCGAGUCAAACCGGCAGCUCCGAAAAAUUCUUGAAGAGCUUCAGGCCCGCAAGUUUGAGUUGGAAACCCAGGUGGAUCUGCUGGAGACCCAGAGUCAGAGGCUGCAAAAGCACAUCAGCAACCUGGAGGCUGCAGCUAAGAGGAAUCAGGACACCUUGAAGGAGCUGGCAGUCGAGGAGAGUAAUGCAGCCUCACAUUUUGAGCCAGGUCUCCGCAUUGAGGACCUGAGGAAAUCCCUUGGGACGAACCAGACGAAAGAGGUAUCCUGCCCUCUUUCCCAGAGCAAGGAGGAGUUCAACUUGUCCAUGGACGGUGCUCCUACCCUCGCUUGUCCUCCCAGUGUUCGAGACUUCUCUGCUGAUGGGAUGGUGCUCCGUAAUGCCAAGGAUUUCCUGAUGCGGCAGACCCCCUCCAUACGGAGGCGGCAGACAGCUCUGAAGGUUGCCCAGCAGCAGUGGCGCCAUGAGGGGGACAGCAAUGCAGCAGGUGCCAAGGCCCUGGAAGACAUGUGCAAGGACCUGGAGGAGGCCAGGCACCUGCAUGAGAUGAAGUCAGCCAUGCAGAAAGGCCAGGACCUGCUGAAGAAGAAAGAGGAGAAAAUCAGUCAGCUGGAGUCCUCUCUCCAGGAAGAGGCUUCAGAUGAGGACACGCUGAGAGGAACCCCCACCAAGAAGGUGACCUUUGACCUCAGCAACCUGGAUGACUCAGAUAGUGAAAGUUCUGAGUCCUUCCCGCUGCCUCAGGUCACAUCAACCCCGAGUUUCUCCUGCCCCAACAACAUCCACUACUUGAGUAGCUCCUUGCAGCGGAUCAGCAGCCAGCUCAACGGUGUCCUCAGCAUGCUGGGCAGCAUCACCCCUCAGCCGCCGCUCUUCAGCACCACACCUGUGCAGGUCCCUCACCAGUCCUCCAGGAGCACGCCCAUUCCCACCUACACACCCCCAUCCCCUGCUGCAUCCAUGUCCACCCAGUGGGCCUGGGACCCAGGGCUGGGCCCCAGGCUCCCUUCCUCUGCCGUGGCUCAAACAGUGGAUGACUACCUGGCGGAGAAGUGGCACAAGUACUUUCCAACUGGAGUGCCAUUCCUCAGCAGCGGCCUUUCGCCCCUGGAGAACAAGCUGGGUUAUGUGUCUGCCAGUGAACAGCUCCACCUCUUGCAGCGCCCUCAAGUUCCUGAGAUAGGCAGCACUGACUUCCAGAGCAUGAUGGAGGCAAAUCGGAAGUGGCUAGAGCAGUACAAGAACGGCCCCAAGUCACAUCUCUCCUCGGUGCCCAUGGCCACUUCUGGCCUGCUGCAGCUGGGCCUGGAUCAGCACAACAGGCUGAAGGUGUAUCGCUAUUGAGGCGCUGCGCUGGGCGUACCUGGACCAAGUGCCUGAAGAGCUGAUAAAGCACUCCCCUGUGCCCUCUGCCCUGCUCAGAACUUGGAGGAACCUUGGUGGGGGCGGGUGGAAGGAUGGUACAACGCAGUGCCCACAUGAUGGACCUGUGACCCUCUGCGAGCCCCUGCCUGGAUGCCCAACACUGGUGCGGGGCCUGUAGAACAAAGGGUGCAAUCAGGAGUUGCCUUCAAAAGCCAAGGGACUGUUGGGACCCACGGGGCACUGCUUGGGGCUCCCACAAAGAUUCUGUGUCUGGUCCUUAAAGCCCCCUAGCCUGUCUGUACCCUGGGGCCAGGCUCUGCUCUCCAAUACCUCAGCCUCCCGGGGAUCAGAUCUUUUUUCCUUAUUUUUAUGUGCCCUUCUCGGGCACUCCCGUCUCCGUUCAGCUCUCUCAGGAUUGGGCUCAGCUGCCUGGAGGUUGCUGGGCCACCUGUCUACCUGCUUCUGGCCAGGCUGUCCUCAGGAGCCCUUCCUUCCUGCGGUUCCUCCCCAGAGCCACCCCGGCUAGAUUCUCAGGUCUCAAGCAUACAAUUUUCCCAGAAGUCAACAACCACAGGAAAAGAGUGGGAUGGCUCUGGCCCCAGAGAGAAACCAUGGCUGUACUCCUGGGCCUGUGCCAGCAUUGUUGGCUGUGAGGGAUCUUGUGCCACAGCCCCCUGCAGCGCCCCUUCCCCUUGGCAGGCUCCUCAGGGCAUCACAGCGGAUGUUCUGACAUCUGUCUCAUUGUUGAAUAAAAUGCUUCCAUUUUUCUGGAAAGCUGGCGGUUGCCCUUGCCUCCCUAAACUCUCCUCCUCCAUUUCUUUGUUACAGAAUAAGAAAUGAAGACCCAGUUAGCUCUUUCACACCUGCCCAACCCAAAACUUUUUAUGCAUUAGCCUGCCACCAUGUAGAAAGUCCAUUUUGUUAUCUGGCUGGUUCUAUGUGCUUUGGGAUUAGCUUGUGUGUUCCCACCAACUCUGGUGACAAGCCUGUGUUUUCUUCAUCAGUUAAACCUCUACGGGUCCAUUUUCUACAAGGUGGCUGUGUGAAUGUGUGUCCUCUUUGAAGACCUUUACCGCCUCCCUCUUAAGAAUAGAGCAAGCCUUACCUGGCAGGGAGCGCCCGUGAUCACACAGCUGAUUUUCCCAGGGUGAGGCUUAUCCAUUAUACCCGAUGUGCUGGCUCUAGUGAUUUCCCCCAAAGGCGGGAAACAGACUACAUAUUUUGUGGUAGUGGGGAACUGUCUUCAUUUGCACUUGAAAAUGGGAAAAACAGAGGAAGAAAAAAAUUAUUUAUGGGACACCUAGGUGUCUAGUCAUUACAGGAAAUCUAGCUCCAUUUCUAUGGAUGACAAAACCAAGACUUAGAGACCAUGAAGUGCCUGGAGAAAGGAGCUGAGCCUCCUGCAAGGGCAAAGCCCUCACAUCCCCUCUCUGUAUCUCCAGAGCUUCCUGUCCCCCUCUGACAGCUCUAGGAAGUGCUGACUUUGUCUCUCCCUUUGCCCCCUCCCAACUCUGCUGCCUACCAGCUGUCUCCCCUCUCCCGCCUGCAGACAAAUGAAAGCUAAGCCCCAGAAGUCCUAAGCUGGCAAAGUUUGGUGGAUAUUUUUUUUCUGCUCCAGUGGUGUGAGCAGCCUACAAACAGUUCUGGAUUUGUAGCAACAAGAUUGCUCAAGAAACAACUGAGAUGGCCUGUUUCAUGGAUUUGCAUAAAAAAAAAAUGGAGACAAAAUGUACACACUAACAC